AUGAAAGUAUCUACAAAGCCUUGCCGAGAAGGAAGAAUUCUCAUGAUGCUAUCGCGACGGGGACUUACUUCGAAAACUAUCUCCAGCUUCCCACACUGUUACACAAUAUCAAAGCCCUUUAACUCAUAUCCAAUAAGUGCGCCGCAGCAAAGCCGCUCACUUGCAACAGUGGUAGACAAUACUCCCGCCGUACAAUUUUCCCGCGGACUUAAAGAUCAGGAUAGAAUUUUCCAAAACCUGUAUGGUAAUAAAGUUGCCGACCUGAAGACCGCCAAAAAGUAUGGAGACUGGUACAAAACUAAAGAAAUCCUAAAUAAGGGUCAUGAAUGGAUAAUCUCUGAGAUUAAAGCCUCGGGCUUGAGAGGUCGCGGUGGAGCAGGCUUCCCUUCUGGUCUAAAAUGGUCAUUUAUGAAUUUUAAGGACUGGGAAAAAGACAACAAGCCAAGGUACCUGGUUGUCAACGCUGACGAGGGGGAACCAGGAACAUGCAAAGACAGAGAAAUAAUGAGGAAGGAUCCGCACAAACUAAUAGAGGGGUGUCUAGUCGCUGGCCGAGCUAUGAAUUGCACCGCAGCAUACAUUUAUAUACGAGGUGAAUUCGUUCAUGAGGGUGAAACGCUACAAGAAGCAAUAAAUGAAGCAUACAGAGAUGGUCUCAUUGGAAAAAAUUCCUGUGGCAGCGGUUACGAUUUUGAUGUAUUCAUCCAUCGUGGAAUGGGAGCAUAUGUCUGCGGAGAAGAAACUUCUUUAAUUGAAUCUCUGGAGGGAAAACCUGGAAAACCCCGACUCAAGCCACCUUUUCCUGCAGCUGUUGGUCUUUUUGGAUGUCCCUCAACUGUGGCAAACGUUGAGACCAUCGCUGUGGCACCAACAAUUAUCCGACGAGGAGCUUCGUGGUUUUCUAGCUUCGGAAGAGAAAGGAAUUCAGGGACGAAACUAUUUUGUAUCUCUGGGCAUGUCAACAAUCCAUGCACGGUUGAGGAAGAAAUGAGCAUUCCCCUAAGGGAACUCAUUGAUAAGCAUUGUGGUGGUGUACGAGGAGGCUGGGAUAACUUGAAAGCCAUUAUUCCUGGUGGAUCCUCAACCCCCAUAUUACCCAAGGAAGUGUGUGAUAGCCAGCUCAUGGAUUUUGAUGCGCUGAAGGAUAGCCAGUCUGGUCUCGGCACAGCAGCUGUUAUUGUAAUGGACAAGAGCACUGACGUUGUCCGCGCAAUCUCAAGACUAAGUCACUUCUACAGACACGAGUCUUGUGGUCAAUGCACUCCUUGUAGAGAAGGUAGCAAGUGGACAGAACAAAUCAUGAAGCGCUUUGAAAAAGGACAGGGAAAGCCUCGAGAGAUUGACAUGCUACAGGAACUGACAAAGCAAGUCGAAGGACACACCAUUUGCGCUCUCGGCGAGGCAUUUUCAUGGCCUAUCCAAGGCCUAAUCCGACACUUUAGACCAGAAUUAGAGGCUCGUAUGGCAGAUUAUGCUGCGAAGAAUGGUGGUACACCUCUAGCUGGUGGUUGGGAAGCUUCAGCGCGUCAGCAGGGUAGACUGGUAGCGCCAGGACAGUGA
Molecule: messenger RNA, 1560 nt
Organism: Blumeria graminis f. sp. triticale
Lineage: Eukaryota; Fungi; Ascomycota; Leotiomycetes; Helotiales; Erysiphaceae
Source: the annotation of a GenBank genome assembly